This is a messenger RNA of Trichomonas vaginalis G3, 8388 nucleotides long. Its product is annotated as cilia- and flagella-associated protein 47 family. The coding region runs from base 1 to 8388 and encodes 2795 amino acids. Lineage: Eukaryota; Parabasalia; Trichomonadida; Trichomonadidae. The transcript has a single exon. The record is from RefSeq and is a predicted model, not a curated record.
AUGAAAGCGCUGAAAAUCUCGCCAGAAGCAUUAGUAUUUCGAGAAUGCGUUGUUGGCGAGGCAGAUACAUUAGAUGUCUGGGCGCUUAAUACAUCAGGAAGACCUCAAGUUAUCAAAUUUGCAGUUCCUCCUAAUUCUCCGUUCAAAAUACCUUUGAACAAAGGAGGAAUCACACCCCACAGUCUCGAAGCCAAGACAACAAUUACUUAUGUUCCCAAAUCAAAUGAAGUUGUUAAAGGAACUUUGAUUGUUAAAUUUACAAAUGGCGAAAUCAUUUUACCAAUUACUGCAUAUCCAAAAUGCCCAGCAGUUACACUUUCCUCCACUGAUAUUGACAUGGGUAAUAUCCCUAUCAAUAACAAAAUUAGCGAAAAAUUUUCAAUCACAAAUUAUAGUAGUGUAGAGACCAAAAUGAAAGUCACAUCCAACAACAAAAAUCUUACAAUAGUCAAUCCUGAACGUGUAUUGCAUCCUGGAAGAAAAGAUGAUGUAUUAUUUACAGUAUCUUCGAAAGAAGCAGGACAAGUUAAUGCAAUUUUAAAGGUAGAAGUUGAAGGGGUUAUUGAGCCAAUACCAAACAUCACUGUUAAGGCAAAUAUAAUAGGUACACCUUUACAAUUUUGGUAUGAAAAUAAAUGUAUAGAUGAUUUAAAUUUUGGCAAGAUAUACAGUGGCCAAAAGAAGGUAUUAGGAGUUACUAUCAAAAAUCCAGAUAAAGCAGUUAGAUCUUUUGCAAUCUCUCAUAUUACGGAAUCAGCAUCAGUUUCAGAUCACGAUCCGACUAAAAUAUUUCAAGCAAUUCCACUUGAAGGAGUGUUGCAACCAAAUGCUGAAACACAAAUCAAUUUAUUAUUUAGUCCUCCUUUACAGAAUUUCGAAAAUGAUAUCGAAAGUGUUUUUACUCAUUCACUUAAAAUUGAUGUGCUUGAGACCAGACAAGUAAGCGAAAUUUCAUUAAUGGGUGCAUCAGUUGGAAUAUUUGCAACUUUUGAUCCAGUUGAUUUUAAUUUCGGUAGACAGAUCGUAAACACAACAGUUACAAAGAAAUUGACAAUCACAAAUGAUUCUUCAUUCUUACCAAUUGAUGUAACUCUCAAAAAUGUUGCCCAGUUUCGAUUUGUUCCAGAAAAUUUAGUAAUUCCUCCACAGAAAUCCAAGACAAUGAACAUCAAUUUCUAUCCACGUAAUAUGGGCGAGUUUGUACAUAACAUUCCUAUUCUAAUUAAUAAUGGCUUAUCGCAAAAAAUGCUACAUUUUUCUGGAAUUGCAGUAAAAAAGGAUCUAGAACAGAAAAAGUUCAUAAGACCAGAUGUUUGGUCAAUAGUUCCAGAUGCUCAGUAUGCAAGGGAGCAUCCUGUUUCUGCAUUUGGCUUGGAUGAGAUAGAAUUGAACGAAAAAUUGAAGAAAAGAGAGCAAUUUGAUAAAUAUAUCACAGAUUCAGCUGAAAAGAGAUCAGAACAUACAAUGAAAACUAAAUUAUAUCAAGAAUUAUCAACGCAAGCAAAAGAAUAUUUAUCCAUGACAAAAUCUAAUUUUAACGAAGAUGAUGUCAAAGAAAUUGUAGAUGCAGAACUAAAGAAAGGUGGUAGACAAGAUCCAAACUUUGGCAUUACGUACGGUGAAGGAUUAGACGAACCAGAUCCAGGUUUUAUGUCAGAAAAAAAAACUGAAAAAGUUUCACAAAACACAACACAGAACACUUCGAAUUAUUUGACAGAAAUACAAACAGGUCGCCUUCGACUGAAGCCAACAACACCUCCAGAAAUUAAUGAAUGCUCUCGUAAACUUUCUCCUGCUCAGCAACUUUCAGUACUUUGUUCUCUUAAUGCAAUAAACUUUGGAGUUGUCUCUGUCUAUUCGACUCAAUCUAAGGAGAUUACAAUUACAAACAAUCUCCAACAAAACAUCUUUGUUGAAUUCAAGAUAGGUGAUGAAGAACUCAAGGAUUCAAACCCUUUAACACAAGUUAUUCCUCCUUUACAAACAGCCACUUUUAUGAUCGUUUUCUCCACAACUAAAGAGCAAACCUUCAAUAAAACAAUCUCUUAUGUUGUUAACAACUUCCACAAGUAUCAGAUCAAUAUUGCGGCGCAGUCAAUUCCUAUUGAAAUGCGCCUAUCCAAAAAGGAAAUCAAUUUUGGAUUUGGAUAUGGUCAAACUAAGUUCGAAUGCUCUGAAACAGUGACAUUAUUUAAUAACUCUAAUGCUGUUGCACAUUACACUUGGCGAAAUAUUACAAAGCCAUUCAGUAUUCAACACGAACAAGGAUCAAUACAACCUCAAGCCAAAGAAGAUAUUGUCCUAUUUUACACUCCAGAACAAGUUCAACACUCUGAAUGCACGGCUACUUUGUUUGUUGUUGGAGGUUUGCAGAGAACUCUGAAUUUGAUUGGUGACACUGGUAAAUCAAAGAUUGUUAUUCCAAAGAAAACAGUAGAUUUGGGAUUGAUACCUCUUGGUGUCCAACAGAAUGCUGUCAUUAAACUAAAGAAUACAGGAGUUGAUGAUGCUUUGUUUAAACUAAAUUAUCCGGAUUUGAUUGGAUUAUCAAUAAAUCCUCGCUAUGGAAGAAUAGUUUCAAAUGAAAUCAAGCAAUUGAAUGUGUCUUAUUCAUGCUCAACUGCUGGUGAUUUCACCCAUCCUGUGACAAUUGACAUUGCUGGAACUUCUCCAGUAAAAAUUAAUAUACAAGGAAGUGGACAAAUUCCUUUUGUUUCGAUCAAGAACGAACCUUUGGAGUAUGGAAGACUGUUCAUUGGUGCAAUCGAAAAAAAGAAAAUCUCUAUUGUAAACAAAGGUAGAAUUUCCGCCGCUCUCAAUUUAGAUUUGACAGGUUAUGAUGGCUUCAAUAUCGAAUACGCCGCAGAAUUAGGUCAAUGCGGCCAAGAUGGAAAGAGUAACGCAAUCAUAAUGACAGGUAAAGAAAAUUCUAAGUCCUACAAGAUUACCGUAAUACCUGAUUCAAAUGUUGAUUUCAUGCUCGUUUUUCAGCCAAUAGAUGUUCAAGAUUUCACAUUCGAACUCCCUAUUUCCAUGGCAAAUAAAGACAUCAAUCUUAAGGAACAUCCAAUAGUAUCUGCUCAAGCAAUACAUGCGCCAAUUCUUCCUAACACAACAUGCGUUGACUUUGGUAUAUCACCUCUGUUUGAUUCAAGUAAUCCAAACUGUAGGCCAAGUCAUCAAGAAGUUGUUAUAAGAAAUGAAUCUAAAAAACCUGUUAAGUUUAGAUUCGAUUCACAAAAACUACCAAAAGUUAUAACCAUUGACAAUGAUGAAGGUACUGUUGACUAUUUAGGGACCACCUCUGUUUUCUUUAAGUUCCGACCAACAAAUAUUAUUCCGGUUUGUUGCGAAAUUCCUCUUUAUGCAACUAUUGAAACAGAAAAAAUUAUUAAAACUGAGAAUUCAGACCAGAAUGAAGUUGAAAUUAUCAAAGAAGAAGUCUUGAUAACUAGCCUUCAGAUUAGCGGAGUUGGAUCUAGUCGUUUAUUUAAAACAUCCACAAACUAUGUCUGUCUUCCUAUUGUUCCAUGCAACAUGACAUCUUCUGUAACAAUUGACGUCAUCAAUUUCUGUUUCAUUCAGGCAUCUCUUAAAGCGGAAUUGCCAGUUAAUACAAAGAAUAUCCCAUUAAAAGUCGAAUUUCCUCAAACAAACACCUUACAAUAUACAGUUGCAUCUAUUCCUCUUAAGAUAUCAUUUUGCCACACCAAACCACUAUCUUUUUCAACAGUCGUUGCGUUGAUUGAUGACAAAGGCCAUUCAUAUUCAUUUAAUGUUUCUGCUACAACAGAUCACAGUGUUUUCACUCUGUAUCCAAUUAUUUCAUUGAACAAAUACCAAAUUUCGAUGCAAGGAGGAAGAACUCCUUUCAUUAAUACAAACAUUGAAACUCCUGAUUAUUUAUCAAAGUACUUAUCUUCAAAUUCAUGUGAUGAAUACUACAAAAUCAAGAGUUGUAUAACUCCAGAGAUGCUUGAUUUCCUUAGAAGGUUCAUAAAUAAAUCAGCAAUUUCAAGUCCAAUUGGUGAUUUCCCUCAAGACAUUGCAAAUGAUCCAAAUAUUUUAUGUGAUAUUAUUCAAAACUUUGGCGGGAAAAAACUUACUUUAGGAGAAUACCAUAAGAAAGAUUAUAACUCUAAAUUGAAAGACUUAUCAAAUAUUUUACAGAACCUGAUCAGUCAAGGCGCAAUGCUUUCGAGUGUUAAACCAGAGUUUCUUCUUCCUAAAGAAGAUUUCCUUCUUUUCAACGGGUCUAGAAUUACAAGGAAACUUUUUGGUUUAGAUUUUAUUGGCGCACAGGAGACAAAUACAUUGCCAAAUGAAAUUGUCAAUAAUUUUUCUGCUUCCCAGUCAUUUGUGAACUCAAUGUUAAAGGAUUUGAAAGCCUUGGAUGAAAACUACACAAAUUUGUCAAAUGAAAGUUGGACUUUAGUUAUAUGGCAAGUAAUAAAAUUGUUUUAUGUAUCAAAAAUUGAUACUGCCAAAUUCAAUGCUACCCCUGGAUUCCUAGAUUCUUUAAGAGCAUUAAAAAGUAAAGUUAGCGAAUAUCAGUUCAAUGAAAUCAACAGAAUAUUCAGACAAGGGGCAAUUUCAAAUGUAUACUCCAAUCAAGAAGGACUAGUUCUAAAGUGGCUCUCAGUUUAUUAUUCCAAGAGUGUUAGCGCAAGAGCAAUUAUUGAUUUUCAUGAAUUACAAGAUGUGAGCAUUAUCGGUAAUGUUGUAGAUUCCCAUGUAUCAAAACCAUUAUUCGAGUCUAGUCAAAAAGAUCCAGGAAGUCUUGUUUCAAUAUUAAAUGAAUUGAAGUCAAAUGUUGCUUUAACUUCAAUUGACUUUGUAAAGGGCGAUUGCCCAACACUAGCUUUAAUUUCAAUACAACUUUAUAUGUCUUUACCAUAUUUCAUUCCAGGAUCAAAUGUUGAAUUCAAAACUCCGUUGAACACAAGUUUGAUACAAAAUGUAACAAUUUCAAACACAUCCAACAGAGAUAUUUUAUACACUGCCAAGUUAGAAGGUUCCAAGAACUUCUCUUUAGUUCAGAAUACAAUUACAUUACAAGCACACGAGAGUGCCGAGUUCAGCAUUGAAUAUUUCUCAAGAACUCAUGAACCUGAAACUGCGAGAUUGACAUUAACACCAGAACGACCAAAAGCAAUUUUUAGAAGCGACAGUCAGUCUUCAACACCAAUAAUCUCUCCAAAAUCCCAGACAAUCUCUUCGCAAACAACAAAGUCUAAGCUAGGCUUAUCAAAGACAAUGACAAAUGGAAUUGUUCCUACAUUUGCUAGUACAAUUGUUGUUGAUUUAGUUUCGAAUACUCAGAUUACUUUGCCUAAAAAUACAAUAACAAUUGAAACUGAGAUGUAUAAACAGAAAAAAGUUGAUUUGGAAAUACCAAAUGUUAUAAAGAAGACGGGAAAUUACAAGCUUUAUUCUAAAACAUUUGAAUAUACGACAUCGAGCGAGCAGUGCUCGAAACAAUUACAAAUGUUUUUGAAUGACUUGUCAAUCGAAGGCGAUAUCAUUGAAUCAAAGCAUCCAUUUGAGAACUACAUAAACAAACACAAAUCAUUUAUUUUUAGUCAAAGAGAAAUAUCUUUUGUCAAAGAAAAUUCGAAUGCAAAGGUAUCGGUGGAAUAUAUCCCGAUUUCGAUGAAGAAACUUCGCUGCUUCCUCAUUUUCCAUAACCAGAAUAUUGGUGAAUUUGUUUAUGAAAUCGUUGGAAAUCCUCUUCUUCCUGUUCCAUCAGCAGAUUUAACAGGCCAACUCAAAGUGGAAUGCAAGCACAAAGUUUCUACAAAUGUUAAUAUAGAUUCGUGCAACAACAACUUGAUGUGGGCAUUAGCGUAUUCAAGCGAAAGAGUUAAUAAUUUGGCAAAUUACAUUUCCGAACGUAAGCUCAGAGAAUUAGUAACAAUCAAACAACGAGAAGUUACUCAUGUAUUCACGCAAUCAUUCCAGACACAGACAUUCACAAUACAAUCAUCCUCAACUUUCUUCUCUGUACCUGAACAAUACAUUUCUAUGAAUGACAAAGUCAAAGACAAAGGAAUUUCCAUCUCAUUCACUCCAACUAAGCCUGGAGAAUAUCCUUGCAAGGUGGUAAUGAUGUCCAACUACGAUGUCAGAGUAUACACUGUAAAAGGAAUUGGGUUGGCAAAUACUCAGUCUUUCUCUAUCGAGUUUAAUAUGGUCGCUGGACAACAACUGCAACAAGAAAUUCCAUUUGAAAACACAUCUAAAAGAAUCUGGGAGUUCAAAGCGUCAGUUUCUGGACUUUCAAAUUCAAUGUUUACAGUUCCAAAUAGAUUUUCUGUACCUGCCGAAGGAGUUUUCCAGCUGCCUGUUAUCUUCUCCUGCAAACAAAUCGGCGAUUUCAAAGUUGAUUUGACUGUUACAAAUAUGACAAAAGAAGCAGUUACUGUAUACAAGCUGAUUGCUCAUGUGCAAGAACCACCCGCAAACGAAAAAAUCAAAUUUGCAGCAGUGGCAAGGAAAACAUGUCCUCACAAACUCAAAGUGGAAUGCUUUACAAAAGGAACAGUAAAUGUUUCAACAGAUCUGCCAAUUGUAGAUGUUCCAAAGACAUUUGAGUUUAAGAAACAAGGAGAAAUUCAAGAAAUGCCCUUCAAAAUAUAUUCUGUUCAAUCUGGAAUUUGCGCAGGAACAAUCACUUUCACUGACCCAUCAAAUGGAUAUUACCAAUGGUACAUCAUUGAAGUAGAUGUUGACAGACCCCCUCCAGAACAGACAAUUGAGGUAUCGACAGUUGCAAGACAAUCAGCGACAGUUUCCAUCCCAAUCACAAAUGACAACGAUACUGAAAUGGAAUUUGAUGUUGACUUUGAUGAUACUGAUUUCUUUGGCUUGAAGAAAUUUAAAGUUGCAGGGAAGACCACAACUGAAUACAAAUUGAUAUUCUCUCCUUUGACACAGUUCGAUAAGACUUCAUCAAUAUCAUUUUCGAACGAAAGCCAAGGAGAAUUCAUUUAUAAUUUGGAGUUACAUGUAUCUCAACCAGAAACAAGUGUCAUUGCUCCUCUUACAGCUCCUGUUGGUCAAUAUGCAUCGUACUUUAUCACAAUAGAGAACCCACUGAACAAAAAAGCAAAUUUCGUCAUUAGAGAUGAUGAAAACAACUCAUUUGUUAUUUUAGGAAAGAAGAUGUUCAGUUUAAAUCCUUUCGAGAAGAAACAAAUUGAGAUCAGAUAUAUACCAAGCUGCGUUGGAGUCAAGGAAAGUGGUAAUAUCUAUGUUAAAUCCAAUGACAUUGGAGAAUGGUUCUAUACAGUAUCUGGAAUUGGUAAACCACCUCAGCCUUUAUCUCCUGUCAUUGUGGAAGGACUAGUUAUGUCACCAACGAGUGCGAUAGCUAUUUUCAAGAAUCCAUUCAACAGGCCAGUUAAAACACAGUGGUCAUUGACAUCAUCUAGCGAAUUCAAACUACUUACAAAGAAGAGACAGCAUUUCUUUAGAUUAUAUAAUGAAGAAUUACAAAUACCAUUCUCUUUUGCACCAAAAACAGCCGGGCAAUUUGUUGGAUCUAUUGUAAUAGACACAGAGUCGGUCCGGUGGUCGAUUCCAAUUAUAGGAAAUGCAUCAACGGCGGAAGGAAACAUUAACCCUGUAAUGAAAGGCCAUGCCUACUCGGAGAUAGCUAUUGACAUAGAUCUUCCAUUAGUAGGAGAGAAAGAAAGCUAUCAACCAAAUGAUUACAUAAUAACUCCUCAAUUUGCAGAAGGAUAUGAAUUCUUGAGAAGCAUAUUUGAAAUCAAACCAGAAAAAGUUACGACAUCAAAUGAAAACAUUCAUUUACACUUGAAAGCAAAGAUGCAUCCAAGAAGGCCAAUUGAGACCUCAGUUGAUGUUACAGUUGUUAAUCAAUUAGGGCAAAAAUGGCAUUUUGUUAUUCAAAUUUCGGUUUUACCAGGAAAACCAAUACAGUCAAUAAUUCUUAAAUGCGUUUUGAACCAAUGCGUUAAGCAAAGAGUUAAAGUACCAAGCUUCCCAAUCAGGACUCCCUUCAGAGCUUACUUUGCAGGAGGUUCCGCAGCAGAGUUUACGGUUUCUCCAGGCCGUGGUUACAUUGAAGCUUCUACUGAAGAUGAAACCGAAGUUCCUUGCGACAUUAUUUUUGAGCCAAAGAUGUAUGGAAAAGUACUGAAAGGUUUGCUUGUUAUUGAUACAUUAGAAAGAGAGUUCUUAUUCGAGUUAGAAGGUUUGAUGCCAAAAUACCAUUCACCAGAGUUUGAAGGAAACGAAAAAGAUCCUAACGAAACUUUCACAAGACUAAAUGGAACUAAAUCAGCCAGAACGAACAUUCUUGGCAAAUGUCAAAAGUCUUUUAGACGUACAGAAUGGUGUAUAUACAAAGAAAAAUUUUUCUGA